UGUUAUUCUGUAAAAAUAUUCCUUGUAAUUUUUAUAUUGCUUGCGUUGUUUUAUCGGGGCCAGAUAGCUAAAGUAUGUAAGUGAAAAUUUAGGAAAAAGGGACGAUUUUGACAAUGUUUGCGUAAUCACAGAGAUGAACCUUCCCGAUGUAACACCUUCGUGUGAAGCGUACUGCGCAAGUCAUUGCGUAAGAAUUGAUUACGAAUCUUGACAUUUUCUGACAUUUUGAUGGAUGAUUGACAGUUCGUAUCUGGUCCCCAUAAAAGAACUCGAGUAGAAUUUCCAAGCCAGAACCAGUUGAACGCCGAACCCAUUGAGUGUGCUGAGAAGACAAAUAAAGAAGUUAUAACCAACGAUCCAUUGUAGUAGUGAGAGCCGAGCUGACCCCCAUCAAAGUUCUCAAAGUUCUCCUAUUACAAACUGGUGGAGAAUCCGGGUCGAUUUCGGCCGCCGACGCUUGGCCACUGUACGUGGGUUCCUGACGUCCUCAAAGCCGUACGUGAUUUCCUGACGUCCUCAAAACCGUACGUGGUUUCCUGACGUCCUCAAAACCGUACGUGGUUUCCUGACGUCCUCAAAGCCGUACGUGGUUUCCUGACGUCCUCAAACUGUACGUGGUCUCCGUACGUCCUUAAAGCCGUACGUGGUAAAAUAAAGCCACCACCAACUCCUUACGUGAAACACCACCUUCGCCAGGGUUGUGUAAGUGGUCUUUUACUAACUGUACUGUUACAUAUAACUGUUUUGUCAGCCAUCCAAGAGUUGAGGCUGUGACGCUCCGGAUAACAUCUCUGGUACCUAUCAGAAGAAAACACAAGCAAGAAGAAAAGGAUUGACGAAAAGACUAGCCAGACACAGGACUGACGAAAAGGAUAGCAAGAAGAAACAGGACUGCGAACAGGAAACAAGUGAGAUGCUCCAUUCACUGAACAAUUUACCUCGCCAUUGCCUUUAUGAACUGAACAUUUUCACCUAGUUUUAGUUCUCCGUCGUUUAAUUCACUUAUCUUAGCUCUAGUUUUUUACUUAGUUUCGCGUUUUUUUUACUUAAAUCUAUGACUAGCGAUUUGUUUGCCCCAGCUGUGGAUGUCCUUAGACCCGCAACCUAGUAAGGCAUUAACACGCUCGCAAUCCAAAACCUCUUCUAAAACUGCUAAUUGUACCUGCUCGAUAGGGUCCCACAAGGCAACGUCCAAAAUGAAUGAAAAAGAUAAGAAGGAACUAGCGGAUAUGUUUAAUGGUUUGGUCACUUCACUUCGUAAAGAUAUCGAGAAGGAAUCGAAGUCCAAUACCUCAAAACUCACGUCUUUACGCGAGUCCCUUGAGGAACACAUUGAAACGGGAAAAAGGUCCAAUAAGCUCGGUUUAAAACCAGAUUAUUUUUCGGGCAGCACGGACGAGGAUGCCAGUCAAUGGCUGGAUUUUUACGAACGCAUAGCGCUCAUUAACAAUUGGACUGACCCAUUACAACUGCAAGCGUUUCCAUUAUAUUUACGAGGUAUUGCAGGCAGCUGGUUUCUUACGUUAGAUGAGUCAAUUAAGGCGGACCUUCCUGCGCUAAAAAAGGCGUUUAAAGAACGAUUUUCUUCGGGUCCACAUAAGUGGAUCCUUUCACAACAGUUAGGCACUCGAAAGCAGCGCCCCAAUGAAUCGCUAGAUACCUACGCCAAAGAUAUUACUCGUCAUUGCAAGCGACUAGGACUGUCAGAUGCUGAUUCUAUGCGCUAUUUUAUCGAAGGCCUUCAAAGCGAUUUGCAAGCUUAUGUUGCGCUACAGCAGCCCAAAACAUUGCAGGAGGCUGAGUCAUUUGCUCGCAUGAAACAUACUAUUAAUCAGCGUCAGGGUUUGUCAGAUAGCAAUAAUUCUUCAUUACAUCAAGUAACCGCAUUGCUAACUCGUAUAUCUGAUAAAUUAACUGAGAGUCCUAAGCCCCCAUCUAUUGCUGCCAUAAGUAACCCACCAACAGAGGUAGAGGAUACGCGGUUCGAAAUGAUAUCUAAGCAAAUCAAGCAGUUGCAACAACAGCAGCGGCGCAUGCAGCCUACGAAUGGAGUAGCUGCCUAUGACGCUCCCCAGGGGGGACCACGACAAUAUCCACCCUCUAAUUGGCAAUCCUCAUCUCAAAGGCAGGUCGAACAGUUGCAGCGGCAGGUUGCUCGUUUGGAGAAUGAUUUGCGUCGUUAUCAGAACCCUCGACGCCCUGAUUAUCGCUCUUAUGGGAGAAAUUUUCGCAGUGUAGAAGGGGACCCCAUCUGCAGUUUUUGUAACCGGGUGGGGCAUACCUGGCGCACCUGCCGACAGCGUAACCGGGACCCUAGGUUGCCCUCAACUAAUACCAAUGGCCCGUCUCGCCCACCUACAGGGGGUAAUCCUCCCUUUCGCUCGGCUAACCCACAGGGAAACGCCUAGAGGCUCUUGUUGGAACCGACUCGCAGCCAGCAAGAGCCACCCCGGAGCAUUUAUGUACAUAUUCAUGUAAAAUAGAUACAGUUGAUCAACAUAGUGGUUCUCAUAACUCUGACUAUAAUUUAUGUACAUAUUCAGCUGAAGUUGAUCAGAAUGUAAAUACUCCGAAUUCAGCCCUUCAAGUUAACUUUUCACAGAUUUUAUCUGAUCAAAGUAGCAAUUCCCUUA
Molecule: messenger RNA, 2633 nt
Organism: Orbicella faveolata
Lineage: Eukaryota; Metazoa; Cnidaria; Anthozoa; Scleractinia; Merulinidae
Source: RefSeq, a predicted model, not a curated record